Messenger RNA from Mugil cephalus (flathead mullet), 702 nucleotides. RefSeq lists its product as uncharacterized. Gene Ontology annotation, molecular function: transmembrane signaling receptor activity. The record is from RefSeq and is a predicted model, not a curated record. Gene Ontology annotation, biological process: cell surface receptor signaling pathway. The coding region runs from base 1 to 702 and encodes 233 amino acids. NCBI's taxonomy places the organism in Eukaryota, Metazoa, Chordata, Actinopteri, Mugiliformes, Mugilidae. The transcript has 6 exons.
AUGCAGAACAUGCCUCCUUCCAUUGGUUUUGUAAUCUGCUCCUCUCGUCCUGUCACGUUCAGUGUAUAUGUAGUGGCUCAGUACGACCAAGAGCUGGACAAGUUGAGACACAACAGCAAUGGCGGCGCCCUGUGUCUUAACAAUAAACAACCUGUCCUCUCUGUGUCUCCAUCAUGGCUGAGUCCUGGAGCCUCAGUAACUCUGAGCUGUGAGUUGCGUCUAGAAGAAAAUUUCCAUUCACCAGCGUCUCUCACAGUGAAUCCUGACAGAGUGCAGCACUUCACCUCUGACUCUGUCUCUCUGAGCUGUGAGGGAAACUCUACUGAGUGGAGAGUGAGGAGGUUUACUGAUGAUGGCGUCCUGUCACACUGUUCUACCUGGGGGACAAUGACUGGAUCAACAUGUAAAUUAUCCAGAUCCCAGUCUGAUGAUGCAGUGUACUGGUGUGAGUCUGGAUCAGGAGAGUUCAGCAACGCAGUCAACAUCACUGUCCAUGCUGAUGGUAUCAUCCUGGUGAGCCCUGUCCAUCCUGUCACUGAAGGGAGAUUCUGUUUCACUUGCUGCAAGUUGAAGACACAAAAUGUUCUUUCUACUGGAGAGGAGCUGAAACAUCUUCACAGUGUCAAAGUCCAGAUGAAGGGCUUCUACAAGUGUCAGUCCCCAGGAAAACAAUCACCACAGAGUUGGAUGGCUGUAACCUGA